This is a messenger RNA of Hippocampus zosterae (dwarf seahorse), 2798 nucleotides long. Its product is annotated as von Willebrand factor A domain-containing protein 5A-like. Lineage: Eukaryota; Metazoa; Chordata; Actinopteri; Syngnathiformes; Syngnathidae. The coding region runs from base 170 to 2551 and encodes 793 amino acids. The transcript has 19 exons. The record is from RefSeq and is a predicted model, not a curated record.
CGCAACACUUAGACUACGACUACAUCACCGCACGACUACGUUAGUGCGGUGACGCCCCUCGCUCGCGCACUUCCCUGAAGUAGUCGACAAGCAACGCUCAGAUUCGCGUCAAGAGCCCCCAAGCGCAUAUCUUCACGUCUACCCGCAGAAGACUCGAUCAAGAGGUGCAAUGGAGAGAUGCUGUGGACUGCUGACAGCUAAGGAAGAACCAGUUCCUCUGAAGAGCAUCGAGGUGGAGGUGGACGUGCGGGACCACGUGGCCACCGUGCUGGCCUGGCUGCACUAUGAGAACAAGGAGGACGGCGCCAUCGAGGCCCUUUUCGUCUUCCCUCUGCCCGCCGACGCCGCCGUCUGCCAUUUCGCCGCCAAGAUCGGGCAAAGCGAGAUCGUGGCCCAGGUGAAGGAGAGACGAGAGGCCCGGGAGGAGUACGACGACGCGCUGAGCUCCGGGCGCCAGGCCUUCCUCCUGGAGGAGAGCGAGCAGAGCCCGGACAUUUUCUCCCUGAGCGUGGGCAGUCUCCCGCCGGGAGAGAGCGCCUCCAUCAGGCUGGAGUACGUCACCGAGCUGGCCGUGGAGGCGGACGACGGGCUGAGGUUCUGUCUGCCCGUGGUGCUCAACCCUCGCUACCACCCUGCAGGAAGCCAAGGCGUGAAGGUGACGUCCGCGGGGGCCUCCGGCGCGCCGUACGCUCUCUCCUUCUCGGCCCGGGUGUCGUCCCCUCGUCAGGUGGCCAAAGUGGACUCCGAGUGUGGCCUGGAGCCUCUGCGCUACCUGGACAAGGAGCAGACCUCGGCGCUGGUUCGGCUGUCCGAGGGACACCGGUUUGACAGGGACAUCGAGCUGCUGAUUUACUACAAGGACGCCCACCGGCCAGCCGCCGUGGUGGAGGCGGGAAAAGCGUCCGCCGAGUCCGGCACGCUGAUGGGAGAUGCGGUGGUGAUGCUGAGCCUGUACCCCGAGUUCCCCCCGGCGGCGGCGGCGUCUUCGCUCACCACUCGGGGGGAGUUUGUCUUCCUACUGGAUCGAUCCGGAAGUAUGGAUUGCCCGAUGGACGAGUGUCAAGGGAGCGCGAGCCGCAUCAGGAGCGCCAGGGACACGCUGCUGCUGCUGCUGAAGAGCCUGCCCAUGGGCUGCUACUUCAACAUCUACACUUUCGGCUCCUCCUUCCAACACGUCUUCCCCCAAAGCGUGGAGUACGGCGAGGCCACCCUGGCGGACGCUCUGAAGGAGGUGGAGCAGAUGGGCGCCGAUCUGGGAGGAACGGAGAUCCUUCGGCCCCUGCAGCACAUCUACGGCCAGCCCCAGAUCCCCGCUCAACCGCGACAGCUCUUUGUCUUCACCGACGGCGAGGUGGGGAACACCAAAGAAGUCACCCAGCUGGUGAAGCGGCAUUCCGCUUCCCACAGGUGUUUCUCUUUUGGGAUCGGAGAAGGGGCCAGCACCGCUCUCAUCAACGGUUUGGCCAAGGAGGGAGGGGGUCACGCUCAGUUCAUCACCGGCGGCGCCCAACGGAUGCGAGCAAAGGCCAUGCAAUCCCUGCGCUUCGCCCUGCAAGCGGCGGCCGAGGACAUCACGCUCACGUGGGACUUGCCCGAGGAGGUGUCGGUCACGCCGCUGUCUCCGCCCCUCGCCACCAUUUUCCAGGGUCAGCGCUCGCUGAUCUACGCUCAGCUCACCGGACAGAGUUCGCAGGCGGAAGACGCUUGCGUCACCGUCAGCUACAACCUGGCCGGCCAACCGAGCCAGAGUCGGCUCCGCUUCGCCCUUCGACCCAAAGAGGACACCGGCUUGACCAUUCAUCGGCUGGGCGCUCGGAGCGCCAUUCGCUCCCUGGAAACGGAGGAGGACGCGAGCGCUCUGCGGCCUUGGGAGGAAGCCGCAGAGAAAAAAGGGCCAGGGGUGGGCGCCAGGGACAAAGCGGUGCAACUCAGCAUCCAGUCAGGGGUGAGCAGCAGCUACACCGCCUUCGUUGCCGUCCGCCAGGGAGACGAUGCCGCGCUCGGAGGACCUUUGCUGCGGCGGAACAUCCCCGUCCCCUCUUUGAUGCCGAUGGGGAUAAUGAGGUCGUGUCCACCACCCAUGGCUUCCCUCAGAGGCUACGUUAAGUGCUGCGCUAGCCCCAUGGUGAUGGCGGACAGCUGCUGCUUGGAGGAAAUGGGAGACCUCUGCGCCGAAGCAGAAGAUUGCGAAUUUCUGGACAUCGAGCCGCCGGCAACCCGCCACAGGGAGCCAUUGCUGGAGCUGGUGUCCCUCCAGAAGGCGUCCGGCUGCUGGCCGCUGGAGGAGGCUCUGGCCGCCGCGCUGGGGAAGAGCGCCGAGGAGGUGGAAGCCCCCAAACCCGCAGCGGCGAGCGGGGAAGUGUGGGCCACCGUCCUUGCUCUGGUCUGGCUUCACGGGCUCCAGUCUGAGGCCCGAGACGAGUGGCAGCUUCUGGCUGUGAAGGCGGCGACGUGGCUCCGCGCUCAGAAGGCGCCCGCGGCGCUCCAGUGCGUGGAAGCCGCCAACGCUUUGUUGGGGUGUCACGUGCCGAGCGACGCGCUGGGCAUCUGAGCUCUCCGUCGGCUCCACCCCGAAGAAAGCAUCCCACGUGUUCUCCCGCCGCCGCCGUCGGCUUGCUCCUCCGAGCCCUCCUUGGAUGGUUGAAUGAAUGACUCCGGUCGUCGUUUCUGAAGUAUUUCCUCAUAUGAAGUCCUCCGCAUCCAUACAGCGGUGACAGUGUGGAGAAGGGAAGUGAACCUGUAAAAAAAAAUACAAAUAAAAAAUGAACAGGAGCAAAUAAAAGGUCCAAUCAAAAGCA